Molecule: messenger RNA, 3021 nt
Organism: Danaus chrysippus (African queen)
Lineage: Eukaryota; Metazoa; Arthropoda; Insecta; Lepidoptera; Nymphalidae
Source: the annotation of a GenBank genome assembly
AUGUUGUCUUCGAGAGCAAGUACCGUUGCAUCAGAUGAAAGUUUCAUUACUCCUGUAUCUUCGAUGGGAGAUCUCAUGGCGAUGUCACCAAGGAAGCCGGGAGAAUUAGACCACCCUGAUGUCACCAGCGACCUACUUACCGGUUCCGAUUUUGAUAGUAUAUGUGACGUUACUAUGCAAGAGGUCCCUUUGUAUGACGACAAUUUGUUUAUUGACGCAAACAGUUUAGACUAUUUAGUAAAAUGUGCAGAAUCAAACCGUAACCACACUAUGAUAGAUAGAGGUAAAGAAAGUUUAUUUGUGAAAUUUGAUCCUUUAUAUGCAAAGCAAUUAAUGAAAAAUUCGGAACCUUCACAUGAAGUUUCACAUUUGGAGUCAGUAGAUGGUGAUAUUGGCUAUGAAACAGGAAGCAGCACAUCAGCUAUUACUGAUAAUAAUGUGGUUUCACCGAAACUUUCACUGUCAGCAGGUUCUGUUGUAUCAAAAUGUACUAAAGAUAAACCAACCCAAGUAGUUCCACCUGUAGUGAGUAAUGAACUGUCCAAGCCCAGUGUGUCACAAACAAGAACUGCGCCAGUUCUUCUUCGAAGUGUUUCAGCUAUUUUGGCACCGACACAAGCAACGGAAAGGCUUAUAAACUUUUCUGAUAACACUCCUAUUGCUGCACCAAGAAGCCCUCGUCAGUGUCGUCAAUCAACUUAUUCAUCUCAGGAAGUGGAUAGAUUGCAAUCGCUUAGAAUCAUAUUACAAAGCCAAGAUCAAGAAGUAUUACAAUUAAGACAAGAGAACAGAGAACUCAAAUCUUCACUUCAAGACCUUCAACAUAACUUCACACGCACAAAUGAGGAGUUAGAAAAGAAAGUUAAGAAACUCACAGAAGAAAGGGACACUUUAUUGGAAAGAGAAAUAAAAUUAAUCAAACAGGUUAAUGACAAAACAAUAAGUCAUAAACAAAUGUGCAUAGUUAUGGAGGAGUAUGAAAAAACAAUAUCAUCAUUAAUUGGUGAACAACAAAAAGAGAAACUGUUUUCUCAAGAAUUGUAUGACAAAUUAACUUUGGAAAGAGAUGAAGCUCUCAAACAUCUGUCCAGUAUGGAGAGCUCCUUUAAUGAUUUACUAGCGAAAUAUGAGAAAUGUAAGAGUGUUAUUAUGGAGUCUAGAGACAAAGAAAAGAUUCUUAAUAACAAAAUUAAUGAAUAUGAAACAGGAAUGCAAAAGUAUGAAGCCUUAUAUAACAAUCUUAAGCAAGUAACCUCUGAUAAUCUUGAAAAGGCUAAUGAAGAACUGGAAAAUGUAAAAAAAUCUCAUAGUGUUGAUAUAACUAAGCUGAAUGCAAUUAUUAAGAAGCAUGAAAUCAUGAUCUCCUCCUUGCAAGAGUCACUGGCUCAAAAGACGAGGGAUAAUGAGGAAUUGACCCGUAUUUGUGAUCAACUUAUUAAUGAAGUGCGUGAGACAGAUUUAUUAUGGUGCUUCAAUGGUACAAAUGAAUUAGAUAAAUUUGUUACAACAUCUGAUAGUGAUCAUAAUGAGGGUUACAGUUCCUGUGCUUUUGAUAUGAGCCCAGCUGGACGAGGUUUGUUCCACGGAUACCUCGAUACCAGAAUACCGAAAGAUGGACGUGUUAAGAAAUCAGGUUAUUGUGCCAUGCGUUCAAAACGAAUCAGGAAAGCCUUCAAACGUGAAUCUACCUAUGACUGGAAUCUAUACAACACGUUAGUGUUAAAAGUAAGGGGCGACGGUCGGUCUUAUUUGUUAAAUAUUUCAUGCGAGGGCUAUUACGAUAUAACGUGGAAUGAUAUAUAUCAUUACGUUUUAUACACCAGAGGAGGACCUUAUUGGCAAAUAGCAAAGAUUCCUUUUUCAAAAUUUAUUUUAGGAUCAAAAGGAAGAUUACAAGAUAAGCAAACAAGAAUGAGGCUAGAUAGAGUGACACAUUUUGGAAUAUCAUGUGGUGACAAAAUAAAUGGUGUUUUUAAUCUCGAAAUAGAAUACGUUGGCUUAGAAUUUGAUCCGACCCACGAUGAAGAAUUUGCUUACGAAAUGUAUAAGACCGACAAUAAUUUUCCAAAAAAAUCACCAAUUUCAGUAACCAUGUCCUUAUCUGUGCAGCCAAGUAAUAGUGGCCACACUGAAAAACCGACGCAGGUAGUCACUCCUGCGGUCAACAGGAGUCAGGCAUCUGCAACGAAAGUCACUCCUGUUAAGUCAAGUACUGUUUCACCGGCUAUUGCAACUAUCGACAGACUUCUUAGUUUGGGUGCUACUCCACCCCCACCUCCUGUCAUUACAAGAACAUCAGACAUGGAUCCCCACACAGUUGAACAGUUACGAGCCGUCAAAGAAAUGUUGACUGCUCAAGAAGAGGAAGCUCAAAGUCUUAGAGACCUUAAUCGAGACCUCCGUGAAAGAUUGGAAGAAUGCGAAUCCAAAAUCAAGAAACUGACUGAACAAAAUGAGGAAUACUCUGAAAAGGAGAAAGCAUUAUCUCAACGUGUUGCAGAGAAAGUCAGAAAUAAUAAACAGAUGAGUGUAGUGAUGGAAGAAUAUGAGCGUACUAUAUCAUCAUUGAUCGGAGAGAGGGAAACUGAGGCUAAGAGAUGGACCGAGGAACGCGCAACACUAUUAAGAGAAAGGGACGAAGCUGCUGCACACUUGGCAUCCAUGGAACAUGCAUUCAAUGAUGUUCACACAAAAUAUGAAAGAUGUAAAGUUAUCAUUCAAGGAUACAAAACCAAUGAGGAAACUUUAAAGAGAACCGUCGAAGAAAAUAAUGAUGCUAUUCAAAAACUGGAGGGUAGAUAUGAAACACUGAGACAGCAUGCCAUGCAACAGCUCAACAAAGCUAAUGCUGAAUUAGACACAGUGAAGAAGACUCAUCAAGCUGAAAUAUUGAAAUUGAAUGCCAUGCUCAAAAAGAGUGAGGUCCACGCCUCUUCCUUACAAGAAUCUUUAGUGCAGAAAAUUAAAGAUAACGAAGAGCUUACAGCAAUAUGUGAUGAGCUUAUUAAUAAAGUGGGUUAA